AUGGAGAUAGAAAGCAAUAUGAUCAUCAAGAAUGAUAAUUUAGAAGCCUUUGAUAUUUUCAAAAAAGCCUUCACAAUCUCAGCCACAAACAUCAAAUUCUUGAUCUUCACCAUUCUCACCUCCCUCCCUCUCUUCUGUUUCUUGGUUUACUAUGAACCUUUUCUCCAAAGAUUCCUCCUUGAAAUCUCAGAAAUACUAAAGCCCUCCAAAGAUGAUUACUUCGGUUAUUUGUCUUCAAGACGAUUUCAAUUUUCAAUACCAAGUUUACCAACUGACAUGGCAACAAAACUAAACAAUGAGUUUCCUGGUGGGUUGGUUCAGAUAGCCCUUCUCUAUCUGAUCCCUCUCCAUCUCCUAGAGCUCAGCACCGUCCUUGUCAUUGUUGAUUUGGCAUCAAAGACAUAUACUACACAAGAAGAAGAAGAGCCACCAUUGACUCUCAUGGAAAUGGUUCAUAAGCCCUUCGACGUAACUAGAGUCCUAGGUACUUUGGUCACAUUUGUGUAUGUUGUGAUCAUGUCGUCUAGUUCUCUACUAGGUUUGGUAUGGUUAGCAGUAAUAUAUUAUGUUGUCACCAUGUUCUUUUACGAUGUGCUCGUCAUCAUGUGGUGUUGGGUGGGAUUUCUGGGACUUUUGACACUGUAUUUGGGAUGGAUUGCCGUGUUGAACAUGAGUGUUGUGAUUUCAAUUCUUGAGGGGAGAUAUGGAACCAAGGCAAUUGCUUUAGCCAUUUGUUAUAGUGUUGGUAACGAGUGGAGAGGGUUUCGUUUGAUGCUUGUUUUCUUUGCCUGGGAAGUUGGUUUGAGGUUGCCCUGCAUCUAUUUUGGCUGCAAAGGAACUUGGAGUGUUGGCAUUUUGACACAGAUUGGCUUCUUCUGCUUGGGAAAUGUGGUGAAGUGGGUCGUCUUCACGAUUUACUUCUACGAUUGCAAGAACCGUGAAAUAGAGAGGAAGUUGAUGAUGAAAGCUAAGAAGAGAGCUGUUGAAAGUGGUUAA
Rosa rugosa (rugosa rose) is the source of this 996-nucleotide messenger RNA. RefSeq lists its product as uncharacterized. The coding region runs from base 1 to 996 and encodes 331 amino acids. The transcript has a single exon. The record is from RefSeq and is a predicted model, not a curated record. Lineage: Eukaryota; Viridiplantae; Streptophyta; Magnoliopsida; Rosales; Rosaceae.